Messenger RNA from Plasmopara halstedii, 177 nucleotides. RefSeq lists its product as uncharacterized. Bases 1 to 177 code for a protein of 58 amino acids. The transcript has 2 exons. NCBI's taxonomy places the organism in Eukaryota, Oomycota, Peronosporomycetes, Peronosporales, Peronosporaceae. The record is from RefSeq and is a predicted model, not a curated record.
AUGAGAAAGUCCACAGGGAACAACUCGUCAAUCUACGUAGUUAAGAGUGAUGCAGGAAGUAUUACCCCGCAUUGGAGAAAAUGGAGGAUGGUUUUCAUCGAAAAGAAGGCACGCAAUUCACUUCAAAAGAGUGCUCAAGACUCGGAACGACGCCGACGGCACGAUUGGGUGAUUUGA